GUCGAUCGGUCGCACUCUGCUUAACACUUGACGGUACAUUCUGUUUCCUAUUGAAGAGAGUUAAAGCUUGUCUUGUAUGGUACAGUACAGGUAAACGAGCUGUAAUUAUUUUUUAUGUCAUUUGAUUGUUGUUUUAGAAAACGAUUUCAUUUUAAAUUCAGCUUAAUUACAAAUUAUUUUAUUUGUUUUUUUAACCGAAAAGAUUUUUAGUUUCAAUUGACAGGUCAGUUCUAAAGUUAAUUCACAGUCGUUAGAAAGUAGCUGGUUUAACUCUCAUUUGAAUUAUUUCACUGAAUAUUUUUUUUUUUUUACGAAGGGAUGUGAGGUAUUUUAUUAUUAGUAUUAAGCAGUAAUUUCUUAGUUUCGAGAUUUCAAAAUCAAACCCAGAAGUGACAUAGUUCACAUUUAGACAGCCGUCUGUUUCAAACAAUUUUGAGCCUUGUAUACGAUUUGGUAAAAUGGUGCCCAUUGGCUUACCUCGUUAUAAACUUAAUGAGCAUCUAGAUUUUGUUUUUUUUUACUUGCCUUAUAUGGUUUUCCCAAUUACACGAGUGCUUUUCAAUCACAUAGUCUCUAACACCUUUAGGUUUUUCUGUUGUAACGAUUGUUAUUUUGUGGGGGGUGGGAGGGAAUGGGUGGUCUUUUUUUUAAAAUACAUGCAAUAGAUCUGAUAAUGAAAUCUUUGACAAAGAGUGGAAAGAUUUUUUUAAAAAAAUAUUUACGUUUUAGACGAAACAUGUUUCAUAGUUCUGAUGUAUUCCUUGUUGAAAUUAAUUAAACAUUAUCAAAUUUCUUCUGGUACAGAAGCACCAUAUAUUAGAUGGAAUUCACUGAGAGAGAUAUUAUGUUCAAUUUUGUUAUGAAAACUAUUCAUAUAAUAAAGUAUUAUUCAACUAAAUUUUCUAGAUUCUAGUUUCAGUAUCUCUUUUCUUUGAAAGUAACAAUGCAUAUUAGCGAGAUUCACGGAUUUAAUAAAUUAUAUAAAUCUCUUACCACAUAUUAUACGAGUAUAAGUCUCAUAAAUAAGUAGUCUAAUGAAACUAUUGGCAGGCUACUUAUUUGCAAACAAAAUUGAGACAUUCAAUAAUUUUUUUUUAUUAUUGUCUUAAACAGUAUUAGAUUUUAUGUACACUGUUUUUAAAUAUCUUAAUUGGUGCUUUCAUUUUUCCUUAAAUGUUAUUAAAAAAAUAUCAAAAUUUUGAUAUUUUACUUAUAUUUUUUUAAAUUCUAGAUUUUUUUCUAAAAUAUGGCAAAAACCACAGCGAACAAGGGAAAGGAUAUCGGUCUUCUGCUCAUCGGUAAAGCUGGAAGCGGGAAGAGUGCCACGGGAAAUAGCAUACUGAAGAAAAGAGUCUUCGAGAGUAAAGCAGCUAUGACCCGUGUUACAAAAUGUUUGCAAAUGGAACGUUCUACCUACAAGGGUCGUGUCCUCACCGUCAUAGAUUGUCCAGGAAUUGAUGAUGAGGAUCUAGAAGAUGAAUCAGCUCAUUUGUUGGUGAAAGAUGAAAUGAAAAAAGCCCUUGCGCUCAAUCCGCAAGGAUAUCAAGCUUUUUUGCUGGUUGUACGAUUCGGCGUGCGUUUCACAAAAGAGGACCUAGAAAUAGUUCAGAUCUUGAAAUCCACCUUUGGAAAUAAAUCUUUAAAACAAUAUUUAAUUUUGUUAGUAACACAUGGAGAUAACUUUGACACGAAAGUAAAUGGAAGCUUUAAAGAUUGGUGUGCGUCUCAAACAGGAGUUUUUAAAAGCUUAGUCGAUGAAUGUGGAAAGAGGGUUGUACUUAUAGAUAACUCAACGCAAGAUCCUGCUAAAAUUGACAGACAAAUCGAUCAACUUCUAUCAACGGUAGAUGGGAUGAAUGGAUCUGGUCCUUGUUACAGACUUGAAAACAAUGAAAAUCCCAAAAAGAAGAAGGAAGACUUAGCAGCUGAUUCAAAUCCUUCAUUAAAUAUAAAAGAAACCAAUGAAGAAUUUACUCUUAUCAUUCAAAAACUAGGCCACAUUGGUCUGGAAAAUCCAAAGAACCGUUUACAAGCUCUUGAAGAACUGGGGCAGAGGACGGCUAGAUUGAUGACCAGACUACUUGAACAAGACAAAGGUUCAUGCGAGUUGCAAGAAUAUAUAAGAAAUGUCCAGAAUAUACAAACUGCAAUCCAAGUGCAAGUCUCGGUCACUCAGGAGGUCGUAUUUUCCGAAGAAAUGAGACGGCAGCAACAAGCAGAGAUAGAAAGUUUAAGAGAAGAUCUGAAGUGUCUAAAGGAACAACAUGAAGUGUCUAAAAGAGAGACAGCCAGAAGAUUGAAUGAAAUUAAGCACAAAAUUUAAAUUACGAAUUAUGAGUUUCAAAUAAUUCCCAUUUCAAAG
Messenger RNA from Lymnaea stagnalis (great pond snail), 2362 nucleotides. Lineage: Eukaryota; Metazoa; Mollusca; Gastropoda; Lymnaeidae. The record is from the annotation of a GenBank genome assembly.